AUGCCAACCAGCCGUGGCUGUCGUCCAAACCUACCUGCAGGGACAGCAGCGGAGCUUGUGGCGGAGUUUGCAGCGGAGCGUGGCUGUCUGCUCAGGUGUCCGGUCAUAGCCGAGCCUGGCUGCUUCGACCAGGAAUUCACGUGCGAACGAUGCUGUGACACAAGGGCCAUUCCCAUCGGGGAGCUGAGCUGUUGGAUGGGUGACAUCCGCUUUGCGACCUGCUGUGGCCUCACCAAGCUUCGCUUCCAGGCUGCCGCAAUGCUUCCUGCAAUGGAUCACCUUUCUGGACCUCCAGCCACUUGUCCUCCAAAUGCACAGGCUCAUUGCUUUGAUCCCUACUUCCCUUGCGAGAGGUGUUGCGACACUCGCAGAGGCGCUCAGGGCGACCUUGCAUGCUGGCCGGACACGGCGUCGAUGGGCCUGCGGACACUCAGUUACAACUUCUGCUGCGGGUUGAUGCCGUUUGCCAGCAAUGAGCGUGUCGCUUGGUAG
Symbiodinium necroappetens is the source of this 492-nucleotide messenger RNA. NCBI's taxonomy places the organism in Eukaryota, Dinophyceae, Suessiales, Symbiodiniaceae. The record is from the annotation of a GenBank genome assembly.